Messenger RNA from Triticum dicoccoides, 1922 nucleotides. RefSeq names its product MEIOTIC F-BOX protein MOF-like. Gene Ontology annotation, molecular function: protein binding. Lineage: Eukaryota; Viridiplantae; Streptophyta; Magnoliopsida; Poales; Poaceae. The record is from RefSeq and is a predicted model, not a curated record. Bases 62 to 1345 code for a protein of 427 amino acids. The transcript is spliced from 3 exons.
CCAGAGCGUAAGAAUAAUCAAGAGCAGAUCUGAUUGGGUAGGUGCUGCACAGGAAGAGGAGAUGUCGCCAGAGCCAGCGGCGAAGCGUGCGAGCUCAGGCGGCGGCCACGCCGUCGCCUUCGCGGGCGACCGUCUAAGCGACCUGCCGGACGGCCUCCUCCACGCCGUCAUGUCCUUUCUCCCGGCCCCGCAGGUCGUGCGGACGAGCGUGCUGUCGCGGCGGUGGAGGGACCUCUGGCGCUCUACCCCCUGCAUAAGCAUCGAAGAGCGCGACUUCGAGAUUACCACUGGGAGCGGGGCAGGGGGUGACCUCGACGAGCGGCAGGAGAGAUGGCGCAAGUUCGAGGACUUCACCACCAACCUGCUCUUGUUCCACAACAAUGUCGCGUCCUUGGAUAAGUUCCGGCUAUAUGCUGGUACUGGUCGUGCCUGUGCACUUCGCCUUCGGGACUUGGAUAGAUGGGUGCGACGUGGUAUCAAAUACCGCCCCCAAGUGAUCGAGAUUAUUAUCUCUUUGCGUCCUCGCAUUCAGUUUCCUCAUAUGGGAGCAAGUUCUUGCCGCCUUAAAAGGUUGCAUCUUAAUGGUUUCUAUCUGGACAACCAAUUCGCAGAGCUACUCUGUUUCGGGUGCCCUGUCCUGGAAGAUUUGGUGCUCAGGAGCUGCGACAAUGGUUUUCAAGAAAUUAAGUCAAGCACAUUGAAGAAGCUAGUCGUCGACUCCUGUGGCAAUCUCUCUGGUGAUCCGGUGGUUAUCGUGGCACCCCAUGUUGCAUAUCUCCAACUGGGUAUUUCAUAUGGAUGCUAUUCCAACGGUGUUUCAAUAUAUGAGACGGCUUCUCUUGUCAAAGCAUCGAUUCAUUUGCUUUGUCUUGGUGAAGCAUUCAAUUUGAAACAUCAACAACGGCUUCUCGGUAACCUGUGCAAUGUGCCAAAUCUGCAGCUAUCGGGUUUCCACGCAAUGGCGAUGCUCGUUGAGGAAUCGAUUAAAUUCCCAAUCUUUGCUAACCUGCAAACCUUGUCACUUGAACAAUGUUUGCUUGAUAAAUGUGAACUCGAUACCAAGCUGGACGCUUUAGGGAGCUUUGUUCAGAAUGCUCCUUGUUUGGAGAAGCUUACCUUGCAGUGCUGCAUGUUUCCAGUAGAAUCGGAGAAAGAGGGGCAGCUCGUGAGGAAAAACAUAAUUCUUCAGCGACAUGACCAAAAUACUUUCCUGUGCCCGAAGUUGAAGGUCAUAGAAGUUGUGUACGAGGAGGACCAUGAUCACCAACUGGUCGAACUUUUGUGGGGAAUUGGGAGGAGGCUACCAAAUGCCAAUAUCGUACUCAACAAUUAUUUUGUGGAUUAAAACUUUCAUCAUGGGUAUGGUAACUCCGUCAUGAUCCUCGUUGCGUCCAGGGUUAUUCUUUGUUUAUUGGUACUUAAUUUGCUAGUACUGGUACUUCAACAGGCGAAAGAAAAGUUGUUGACAUGGUAAACUUCUGUAUAAUAUUCUCGCUACAGCACAUCAAAUGGGGCGCAGAAGGUGAAUUAUGUAUUCACUUUGCUACCCGCUUAUGUACUACCAAAUAUGUAGUAUGUUUAUGCAUAAUCUGAUGCUCUGUUAUAAUGUUGAUGCUUUUCAAUGGAAGAUGCGGUGGUGGAUAAAGCUAAUCAAAAGUUGGCGCAAAGUGUCCCUAUGGAAACUAUAGUACUCUACUACAGCCGAACGAUGUCCGGCACAAUUUGUGUAGAACAAGUCUUAGUUUUGUGGUUUUUUGUUUCUUGAAACGAAAUGUGUAUGCAUAUCACAGAUGCAUAAUUUCCAAACAGAAUAUGCUGAUAUACACAAGAAUGUAAUUUGCACUCUAGUUAGAAUGUGAUGGCGAGUUUUGAGUGGCGUGAGCUAGUGACUAUCAAACAAAACUGUGGAAUGAUGUAACUAG